Molecule: messenger RNA, 869 nt
Organism: Drosophila pseudoobscura
Lineage: Eukaryota; Metazoa; Arthropoda; Insecta; Diptera; Drosophilidae
Gene: Obp83cd
Product: Odorant-binding protein 83cd
Exons: 3
Coding region: 73-801 (242 amino acids)
Biological process (GO): sensory perception of smell
Molecular function (GO): odorant binding
Source: RefSeq, a predicted model, not a curated record
CUGAGGUUCAGUAUUCCAUCGGUCGCAGAACGUGAAGGAAAUCACCACCAGCCAGAAAAAGCAAGCAAGACAAUGUCGAGGCAAAUGUGGCCACUGCUGGCCUUCUUCCUGUGUAUAGGAGUGCUGGAGAGCCUGGCUCUGCUCGACCACGAGACAGAAAGCAUUGAGAAGUGCAUUAAGAACUACGGAGGCCUUACCUCUGAGACUGCUGAGCGUCUGGAACGGUUCAAGGAGUGGUCGGAUGGCUAUGAGGAAAUACCCUGCUUCACGCAGUGCUACCUCGCCGAGAUGUUUGAGUUCUACGACAAUCGCACGGGCUUCGAUGAGAGCGGCGUUGUGCAGCUCUUUGGACGGCCCGUAUACAACGCCUGUCGCCAGAGAUUAGAGCUGGGCGGGGGUCGCUCCCAGAGCAGCUGUGAGCAUGCCUACGCGGGCUUUCACUGCAUCACCAACCUGGAGGGGCAUCCAUUCAUGCAGAUCGAGAGCAUGCCCAACAUCACGGAGUCUGCCAAGACCGCCAUGAAGGAUUGCCUGCAGUUGGUGGACCGAGACGAGUGGAGCCGCUUCCAGGCGUAUCCCGAGUACCCCGUAAACGAGCCCAUUCCCUGUUUCACGCGCUGCUUCAUAUCGAAGCUGCAUCUGUUUGACGAGCGCACCCGCCGCUGGCAGCUCCCGAUAAUGCGGCGACACUUGGGUGUCCCAGUGCCGGGCGCCCAUGUGUCCGCGUGCCAUCAGAGGCGUGGCAGGAAUCAGUGUUCCAGCAUUUACCAGCAGUUCACGUGCUAUGUCAUGGCCGUUUAGAUCGGCCAUCUCUAUUAUAAAUGAACAUAAUGUCAUCUAAUACAAGUAACUUUAUAGUUACGCUAUUA